AUGUCAAAGUUCAGUAACUUCAAGUCCUACGAUGGCUCUAAAGUCCGGAAACGAGGGUACCGUAAAAAUGAAGUCUGGGAUGAACAUAGGGACUUCAUUCUUGAUCUCGUGGGGCGCGGUGAGAAGCAAAGAAAUAUCCUCGAGGCAUUGAAGAAUGAGAGAGGUUUUAAUACCAAUCUCAAUCAGUUGAAAAGCAAACUGGGGAUCUGGGGAGUAUCGAGUAAGAACCUGGCAAAGAAGCAGCGGAAAUGGAUCUACUUGAUGAAAGAGCGCCGGCAAGCCUUGGGGAAGGAGACAGUAUUUUAUUUCGGCGAUUCCGGCCAGGAAAUCACGGAAUCGCAGAUGGGGAGUAUCAUGAGAGGAGGAGAGAGGGAGUUCUCCGCUAUGAAUGAUGUCCCUGCGAGCCCUGGAGAACUGGAAAUGGCGACGCCCCCUCCAACGGCCCCAAAUGAUGAAGACGCAGAAAACGAUGCUACCUCCCAAAGACACACAGAGCAAGUCGAUGAUCCAAAUGUAAAAGCUACAGAGCCACACAGGGCCACUGCCAGUCCUAGUACUUUACCCAUCGACUCACCCGCAAUUAGCCAGGUAUCUAUCGAAGACGCCGGGUCAGGGACUUCGCCGGCUACAGUGAAUGAGCCUGAAACUCCAGAGCCAGCCGCAGACUCUCAGCCAACCACACAGCUCCCAAGCACCUUCGAAAACAUCUACAAGAAAGUACUCCACUCGCUCGAAUCAUUUCAUCUUGCUGCUAAUAGUUCGGUCGCGGCAGCAGACAACCUGUCUCCCAUCGACGUCACAGGCAAUUCUUGGUCAGUACCGCCAGACGACCACGCAACAGAACUGGCUGAGUGGAUGGAAGAUGUGUACAAUGAUGCGGAGGUGUUUUUGGAGAUCGUCCAUAAUUCUGUUAAGAACUCUGGUCUAUCUUUUGCGAUUUGCCGGGAUGAGAUUAUUACGCAGUGGACACAGGAGUAUGAUGAGGACCCGUUGCCGUAUCAUAUAGCCUGGUCUAUUGUGAAUGGCAUUCCACUGAAACCAGUGGUGAAUGGAUGGGAGGACUUCCCGGUCAAAGUAACGACGGGCCCGGAGUGGGUUUAUACCAGCUCAGAUCCAGUUAUUCAGCGGAAUACCUGGUUGCCUGCCGAAGACCCUCCAAAAAGUGUCUUAACAGAAGAAGAAUGGGAGCGGAUCGAUUACUUUUUCACAAAACACUACCACAAGCUCAAGAAAUUCUCCGACAAAGUCGCAAAGUCAAAUAGCGAAGCUGAAUUUGUUGAAAUCUUCCGCCAAAGAGCUGCCCAUCUUCAGAAGCUUCGACACUUCUUCGGCGAAUACAACUACUAUACUAUUUUAGCACUAGAAGGUUUCGCCGAUGUAUGUUUCCAGAUUCACAUGAUACCCGACGAAGAUGUUCUAUUCAUAUACGAAUGUGCCACAAAGGCAUUCGAAAUGUUUGGGUUAAAAUAUCACGAGUCAGCACUCGAACUUUACAAGCAACUCGGCUUCCUCCGUAAAGAAACAAAGAACUACUCGGGGGGCAUGGAAGCUUUUAUCUCGGCCUACAGAAUCGCAAACUUCCGUUGGGGAUUCGAGUCACUGCAGUGCAUUGAAUUCAUCGCUGAAAUAUCACGUUGCAAUUUCAAACUCGGAUCCCCAGAAGGCGGAGACUACGUCCUCCGUAAAGGUCUAACACACAUACAAUCCAUCGCUGCCAAAGCCUCCCCUGACGACUACUACACCCACUUUGCUCUCGCAAAAGCUCUGAAUUUCAUUGCAUCUGUAUGCAAAUCAUGCGGCCGAAAGGAGGCGGCUAACACAGUCGGUAGAUUCUCUAUACAACAGUUCAUGACCUACAGAUCCAAAUACACUGGAACUGACUUGUCGAACAAUGGUUGGGGGCCGAGAUACAUGGGUGAAGCGUUCCUUCUCGUUAAGGAUUACGAAAAUGCAGCAAAGAUGUUCCAGUCGGCUUUUGAGAUUUAUUCGGACUACUAUGGGCAGAGGGACAAGAGGGCCAUGGAUGCUAUAUCAAAGCUUUGUAGAUCUAUGAGGGCUAGGGGGUUGAUCAUGUAUACGGUUCCGAUUUUGGAAAAGACUUUGAUGUUAAGAGGUGGGGCGGGAGAUGAGAAUGAGGAGGAUGAAAUCGGGUUUGAGAUUUGGAUGCGGUAUAUGGAGACUGUUAUGAGGCAGAUGUAUACAAAUGGUAUUAACCUCGGAGCAGAAACUUGA
Orbilia oligospora ATCC 24927 is the source of this 2232-nucleotide messenger RNA. RefSeq lists its product as uncharacterized. NCBI's taxonomy places the organism in Eukaryota, Fungi, Ascomycota, Orbiliomycetes, Orbiliales, Orbiliaceae. The transcript is spliced from 4 exons. Bases 1 to 2232 code for a protein of 743 amino acids. The record is from RefSeq and is a predicted model, not a curated record. Gene Ontology annotation, molecular function: protein binding.